AUGAACGCCUCCGUCGCCGCGCCCGACGUGCGCGCGAUGCGCCAAGCGCUGACGUGCGCGAUCACGAACGCGCCGUUCGUCGAACCGGUGACGACGCCGUGUGGACACACGUUCGAGCGAGAGGCGAUCGCGCGGUGGCUCACGCGCGCCGAACGCGAACGAGCGCAAACGCGCGGACGGGCGCUGGGAAGCAUAUCAGCCCCGGGCACGUGCCCGGAGUGCCGAACACCGUUGUAUCACGAACUCCCGUACGAGUGGCCGGUGAACACGACGGUGCGAGCGUGCGCGGAGGCGGCGUUCGGGAACGGGCCGGAGCGGGCGCGACGGACGGCGGCGGAACGGCGGAACGGACGCGGACGAGCGCACGAGGAGGACGUGGACGCGAUGACGAGGGAUGAGAACGAGACGUGGAUGACGCCUGAUGGUGCGGUGACGCUGAUUGGGAAGACGUACGCGUUACCGAUGUUCUUCUUGGACGCGUUGGUGCCGGGACAGGAGGUGACGCUCGACGUGUACGAGGCCAAGUAUAAGGUGCUGAUACGACGCGCGCUCACGGGAAGUCGGCGGUUUUUGAUGAUGACGAACGAUGACGUGAACGAGGAGAAGUUUUAUGCGUACCUGGAGGCGCUCGAAUCGGACGACGGUGAGGCGGCGCUCGAGGCGCUCGAGGUGUCGCCGGCGCUCGAGGUGGGAUGCGAAGCGAUGGGAGUGAGCCUAGAGCGGUUCGGUAGGUUCUGCGUCGAAUGUCAAAUCGUCACGUGUCAAGAACUCGUCGACGGUCAGUUUUUAGUGCGCAUACGUGCGAUGCGACACGUGUACGUGCACAGCGCUGUGAAAGAUCCAUCUGGGUUCUGCGUCGCCAAGUGCACGCGCGUGUACGAUCGUAAGGGCGAUCCUUAUGAAGAUUACCUUGAACCUCGCGAGACAUACGCGAAACUCGAGCUACGCGUCGCUCGCGCGAUGGAACUCUUCGGCAUUUGGAUCGCCAUGACCAGCGGGCCGCGCUGGCUGUAUAAUUACGGUGGGAGAAUGAGCACGCUACUUCAGGCGAUUGGGCCGAGACCGCCGAAGAACCAACCAGGAGACUUGGGAUGGUGGAUCGUUCGAGCGCUCAACCCGCUUCCAACGAUUGAUGGCACGAUAGAGAUGCGAUCGAUCUGUCUAAACGCAUGGGACUUGAACGUUCGAUUCAACGUCAUCUCACAAAUGCUCGUGUACUCCCUGGCGUUGGUGCAGAGGAUCAGAGUGCGGAGUUGGAUCAAGCGAGAGCACGCCAUCGCGGUGAGCAUUUGCGACGCGCUCUUCGACGUAUUCAACGAAAUCAUGGCGUGCGAUCGUGAGCAUGCCGACGCUGACGACAUAGAGAGCAUCGGGGAGUCUUUGGUACGUCGUUUAGGACUCGCGACGUUGGAACCGUCCGGAGCGUUGACGCUGGACGUGUGCGACAUCAUCAGACGAGGCAAAGGCUGGACCGAGGACUGGACCGAGAACGACGAGAUCGCGGCGCCCGAGGCGACAGAGAAAGACAAAUUGAGAGAGGUGUGCGAAAAUGAAGGCGAGUACGCGAGCAUCAUCUGUCGAUUUGGACCGGGUGGUUUGGCGCUGUGUCUCUGGCGCGCGCUCUCCCGAUUCGAGUGCAACGAUCCGGAGCUCGCUCGUCUCAACGCGCUCUUGCUCAAACGUCUCGGGGCUUUGGAGCCUAUAGAUGAAUACGCUCCUAGUGUACCGUCAGACGUGGACUCUUUGCUGCUCAUCUCAAGCCCGUUCGCCGCGACGUUGCGUCGAGAGAUGCGCUGCGGCGUGUACAAGGUUUUGUACCUGUACGACAUCGCGAGGCUAUUGGUGUACGUCUCGUACAGACUCCUCGUCCUGUGCAUCUUCGCGCUGGGAUUCUUAUUCGAACUCAUAUUCGAUCGCGAGUUCCAGGGCGGACGCUAUACCGUCGUUCGAGGCGUGAUCAUGGCCACCUUGAUCGGCGCCGCCACGGGGCUGUACGCGAGACGCGCGAUGAUUUCUUGGAUUGUCGACGCCGGCGUGCGAGCGAAUUGA
Messenger RNA from Ostreococcus tauri, 2049 nucleotides. Its product is annotated as Zinc finger, RING/FYVE/PHD-type. Lineage: Eukaryota; Viridiplantae; Chlorophyta; Mamiellophyceae; Mamiellales; Bathycoccaceae. Gene Ontology annotation, biological process: protein ubiquitination. The coding region runs from base 1 to 2049 and encodes 682 amino acids. The record is from RefSeq and is a predicted model, not a curated record. Gene Ontology annotation, molecular function: ubiquitin-protein transferase activity; zinc ion binding. The transcript has a single exon.